Oppia nitens is the source of this 945-nucleotide messenger RNA. Its product is annotated as chymotrypsin-like elastase family member 2A. Bases 1 to 945 code for a protein of 314 amino acids. Gene Ontology annotation, biological process: proteolysis. NCBI's taxonomy places the organism in Eukaryota, Metazoa, Arthropoda, Arachnida, Sarcoptiformes, Oppiidae. The transcript is spliced from 4 exons. Gene Ontology annotation, molecular function: serine-type endopeptidase activity. The record is from RefSeq and is a predicted model, not a curated record.
AUGAUAAUUUAUUUAUUAUUUGGAUUUAUUGUGUUAACCUAUGGUCUGCACACACGUAUCCAACACUACCCGUCGGUAACAGAAGACAACUGUGGUAUCAAUAGUCAGUCACUGUUGAUGAGCGGACACUGUCUUAAGUGGUCAUCAAAUAUGACGACUAAUGUUCAAAACGGACGGUUAGCUCAACCGUUUGAGUGGCCGUGGAUUGCAUUCAUUGAUAUAUACAAAACAUUUUGGGGUUUCAAAUAUGACAGGUUUUGGUGUACAGGAGUUAUAUUGAAUAGAAAUUGGAUUAUAACAGCAGCACAUUGUUUAGAAUCCGAUUACACAAUAAAUGUACGACUAGUUCAAGACUAUAGUCAACAAAGUCAUUCAUACGGUGUGGAUAUGUAUGUUAUUCAUCCCAAUUAUACGGCAUUAAGUCAUACUGUCGGCCUUCGAGAUGGAUAUGACAUCGCAUUAUUGAAAUUGGAUUCACAGAUAUUGAUGACACAGUCGACGGGUGGGUAUCCGACAGUUAAUGCCAUUUGUUUGCCCGACAGAGACAUUGUUAACACCGAUAAAGAGUUGGCAGUGUUUGCCGGUUUCGGUGAUAUCAACGAUAAUAUCGAUAAUUCGGGUCCACUGAGAACGGGUUGGUUUCGUAUGACUGAAUCGUUUGAUAAUCCUAUGGAUCGUUGGACUUAUUUAAUUAGAUGCGAAAGAUUUCCAAUAAAUAAGGGAACGGCUGCUUGUAUUGGUGAUUCGGGUGGUCCAUUGGUUCAGUAUGCAGUUGAAUACAAUGGUACAAAUCGUUUAGGACGGGCCGUACUAAUUGGUUUAAAUAAGGGUAUGAAUCCGGAAGCGAUUACCUGUCCGUCCAAAUUUGACGGUACUAUCAAUGUAUUUGUUCGCAUAUCCAAACAUAUCGAUUGGAUUAUCAAUACAGUGGUGACUAAUACAUAG